Messenger RNA from Mus pahari (shrew mouse), 671 nucleotides. It is a transcript of the gene C13H5orf52, whose product is annotated as chromosome 13 C5orf52 homolog. The transcript is spliced from 3 exons. Lineage: Eukaryota; Metazoa; Chordata; Mammalia; Rodentia; Muridae. The record is from RefSeq and is a predicted model, not a curated record. Bases 6 to 512 code for a protein of 168 amino acids.
CCACCAUGGUUUUAGGCCUUGCUGGCUUUCCUGAGUCGCGCUCUAGCCCGCCAGAGAACGCUACACAGCCCAGAAAGCCUUCAGUCAAAUGGGACUUGGGCUCGGAUUACAGGGAGGGUACGGAAGAGACUAUGGCUUCUGGCUCGAACUUCCGGCGCGAGAGACUAGACAGCCAGCCGGAUCUUGGCCUCCACAACCAACCACAGAUCUACUUCCUGCGGCCGCGGUCCCCACUCCCCAAGUUGUUAUUCAGCUUAAUGAAUACCAAUGAUGCAAACGUGAAGAAGCUGUUACCCAAGAGCCAUUUAUCUCGGGUGAUUAUUCGUGACAACCUCAACGCACAGCGCAUCUAUGAGAUGGAGAUGAAAACCUCUGACAAGACCAAGAGGAGGAUGAGCUGCUUGUACGACCACCUGAAAAAGAAGUUCAUGAUGGACCAGCUGAGAAAGAUGAUUCGCUGGAGGCGGGAUUCCCAGAGCACCCAGGAGUACUUGGAUAAGGAACGGGUCUGAAGACGCUCAAGAUGGCAAGCCAACCACCAUGAACCGUGGCAGAAUGAUCUGCCCCAAGAACAGAACCACCCUGGUGAGAGCGGAGGAGCCCCAGAGCAGCUGGUCUCCACCAUGGUAGAGCAAUAAAAGGAAAGCCGAGGAUAGGAUAGGAGUGCAAAA